AUGUAUAUCGACUUUGCCACCAUUUUGAGCUCGAACAUUGAGCCAAAGAACUUCGAUCGGGAUAUGCUGGCAGAGCUGCGGAACUACUGCUUUCGGCACGAGUUGCCGCUGCCCCUCAUGGAGAUUGUGGCGAGGAACGGCAGCCCAGAGGCACCCGAAUUCGUGGCCUGCUGCUCGUGGGCCUCCAUCAAAUGUUACGGCAAGUCGCACAAAAAUAAGUACGCCCGCCAGCUGGCCGCCAUCGAGGUGAUGAUCGUCAUGGCACCCCAGUUGCUCAUCACCAUGGAGGCCGAACGUCGUCGCAGGUUGACCCAAACGGAAGUCUCAGCCCACAGCUGCUACAAGAACUUCCUGCCGCACCUGAAGAAAGCCGCCAUCGAGGUCAUCAAUGCCACGGAGUACCCCACCGAAAAGGAGCAACUUCUGGCCCUGCUCAGUGCCCUGAAGAUCGAAGCCGCGAUCUCCACAGUUCCAUCCAGUUACCGGCAGCAGCCCAUUGUGAAAGUGCAGCUAAAUGUUGACUCUGAGGGCAUUUUUCUUGACUACGAGAGCGAGAUCUAUGGCCAAAUGAUUGGUUACUUCAAGGAUUUGCUUGACUAG
Molecule: messenger RNA, 600 nt
Organism: Drosophila obscura
Lineage: Eukaryota; Metazoa; Arthropoda; Insecta; Diptera; Drosophilidae
Exons: 1
Coding region: 1-600 (199 amino acids)
Source: RefSeq, a predicted model, not a curated record